AUGUCCUUUGGUGGAAUUAAUACCCUGCAACAAUAUUCCUCUGAUUUUGGAUUGGGCCAUAAUGGCGUUAAGAUUUCCUUAAACUAUUUUGAUGGUAUACCCGAACCAUCACUUUUAAAUGCAUUGGAAUCUAAUGAAUUGAAGUUGAUCUUCAAAUCUCUUUUGAAAAGGGAUGAAGUUACAAAGGAAAGGGCAUGUACAGACCUACUCAAAUUGAUACAAGAUUUCCAAAAUAAUGAAUACCUCUUCGAUAGUGAUAUAUUUUCACUAUGUUGGUCCCAAGUGUAUGCCAAACUACUUAUGAGCGAAUCUAAAAAUAUUAGAUCACAAUCGCAUCAAAUCACAACCAGUUUGAUUAGAUUGUUGAAUAAAAGAAUCGCCAAAUUUCUAAAGGAUUUGAUACCAUUGUUACUAAUGGGUACCUGUGAUACGGAUGCAUCUGUGAGUAAAAGUUGUAAAAGCUGUCUAUCUCAAUCAUUCAACAAUGAUCCGCAAAAAAUUCAUACUCUCUGGACUGUGUUCCAUGAACAAAUUUUACGGUUGGCAAAAGAAGCCAUUGUAAUUGAGAAUGAAGGUACCUUAUCUGAUGAAAGGUACGUUAGUAAGGAAAAUUCACAGUUGAGAUACCAUAGAGUGAUGACGAGCGCCGUGUCUCUUUUGAAUCAAUUAAUCAAAUUGAACAGUAAUUCCAUGGAUGAACACAAGAGUACUUAUAGAGCUAUUUUUAAAGAGGAGAGUCUGUGGAAAUUGUUCAACCUUAAGGAUACACAUAAUUUAAGGACCUAUGCAGCCGUUUUAGAUCUUCUGCAAAUUCUUUAUUCCGUAAAUUACAUUACUGCUCAUAAGGAAACCUUCAAAUUGGCAUCUAAAUCUUUCUUCAAAUCUCUGGCACAAAUCACUCCUAAAAAUGUGUUAAAAGUUUCUCAUAUUGUCCCUGUCAUCGUUAGAGUUCUUACCGACCUCGACGGUUAUAAAGAUGGUAGAGUAUGGUCAUAUGAAAAGAGUUCCGUGGAAAAAUUGCAGUCUUUCUUGGCGGUUAGUUGCAUAGCUACCUCCCCUGGUUACUACAAAGCAAUUUUUGACUUGUACGAAAGAACGUCUACUCACGAAUUAUUGGAUUACGAGAAGGAUUGGUUCCCCAUUUGGAGGAAAAGCGUUGAAUCUUUAAAUGGGAAGUUGGUCCUGGGAAGAUUUGGUGGUGAGUGUCUUGCUGAGUGUUGGACUUAUUACCAAAAAUUUUCUCAAAAGGGUCAACUUGAUCAAAAUCUGGUACGCUCGGACGUAUUAAGUACUUUGAACAACGGUAAAUCUCUUUCAAGAUUACCAGAUUUGAAAAUAGCCCUUUCUGGCGCUUUACCUGCAGAAUUCUUGGCUAGCAAGAUAAAGGAGAUCAUAGUUUCUCCACAGGAACAGAAGGGUAAGCCGCACUACCUAGAGAACUUAUUGCAACUAUUGUCCGAGACUUCUAGCAACGAAUCUGCUCUUCAUGACCUAUUUGAAUUUUUGUUCCACUCUCUGUCCAACGAAACGGAGAACUUUACUGAACAACGAAAGGAUGAGUUAAAAAGUUACAAGUUCUUCAUCAAUACCAAACUGGAAUUUUUAUCUGAUGAGAUCUCCAAGUUCAUUUACGAAUUACCCACUUGGAUUGAUGAAAAGUCUUACGAUCUACUCUCCUCCAUCGUCGUGGAUUUUUCUAAUUCUGUCUUCUUUGAAAAGACAGAAGAUCCUGUCACAUUGCUGGAGGAUUUCUUUUUAGCAUCUUCCAAUGCAAAUGUGCCAAAAAAACAAAUAGCUAAAGUUUUAGCCAAAAUAAACGAUAAUGCAUUUCAAAAGAUUUCCGGUGCUGAUUAUGUUAAAGAUUUUGUGCAAGACUAUAUUAAAUCGUACCAGUACGAUGAUGAUGGAGACCUUUUCAAGAGUCGUUUCAUUACCAAAGAAACUAUUGUCCCAUUCUAUGUAUCCGCACAGCAGGACAAAAGGUUAGCUGAAUUCUGUAAGCACAUUUCGCACUUGAAUCCAGAAGCCAGGAACAUUCUCUUCGAGCAUACAGACAUAUUUUCUUCUUCUCUCUUCACACUAUCAAAAGAAAAUUCACAAAAUUUGUUUGACAUAGCAUUACCUUAUGCUAAGGAAAGCGAUAAAGUUGCUGAGACAAUUGCGAAGACCUUAGUAGAGCAUGCAAGCCAAAAGCUACCUGAUGGAUUUGGGAAUGACUGUUUACUUUAUGCCCUAAAAUUAUUGGAAGCUAAUUCGUCUGUUAUCCGUAUUUUCUCUCCACAGGAUAAAUUUGAAUUUUUCGGUAAAUCCCUUCCUUUUAUUGAUUAUAGAUUUGCUUUGGUAAACGGAUUGGGGCUGAAUAUGCAUCUUAUGGAUUUAUCUACCGAACAACUAGAGUUGUCUAAAUUAGAGAGGUUCAUCAAUUAUACUUUUUUCCUUGACUCACUGCUCGAAAGGCUUCCAGGACUAGUUAGUGAUGACGAUGUUAUAUUUUGUUCAAUGGUUUCAGAACUAGCAGGAGAUUUCAAUUGCAUUUCACCAAACCCCAAUGAUUCCUUUUAUGAUUUUAAAAAUACGUUAUUCAAAGCGGGGACCAAGUUUGAUUUUGCAAAACUAGUUGAGCAAUUGGUUGAAAAGACUCCAAAUGAAGAGUCAAAUAUGAUAUCCACCUUGAAAGCUGAGUCCGCUUAUCCAUCAGUGAUUCUUUACAAGUAUCGGAUUUUGCAUAAAAUAUUGUUAAAUGAAGUGGAACUCGUUUCUCAGGCCUCCUUCAAUAAUUGUGUUCGCCCCAUUGAAUCGUUUGUCACUUCCGUCGUAAGAGGUAAAGAUGAAAAUUCAAACGCAUAUUUUUUGGCAUCUGUAAUUCUAUCAAGUCUUCAAAAAUUUGGUAGUUCUGAAUCUUUAUCAAAACUGAGAACUGUAUUGGCUUCUGAGUGUAUUGGAGCUGGUGCUACCGAUGUAAUCAAAAAGACUCACAAAUCUAUCAUUCUAUUAGACAACCUGUUGGACUUUGAAACUGAGUCAAAUGAAGGGGUUAUACCCAUCGCAUUGCAGAGAAUGAAUAUGGUUUUAAACUCGAUGAACAAGUGGUUAGAUAGUGACCUCGCAUAUGAAAGGGAAUUCAGUGCUACAAGAUUGUCACUGUUGAAGUUCUUGACAUCUUCAUUAAAGUUUCCAGCUGUUAAAGAGCAGCUAACCACGAUUUUUGAAAUCUCUAGAAGAUUGUUGGCAGACUCCUUGUCCAUGUGUCAAUUGGAAGAAACGCCCUUUUUGUUAGAAUUGAGACUGUACUCUGUGAAUUUAUAUUUGCAAUUGAGCAAAUUUGACAAGACAUUGUGGACUUCUGAAGAUGAUGAAGAAACGAACAACAGCCUGAUCGAACUGUGCUUCUUGGAAUUUACUGGUGAAGAGAACAACCAGGUUUCUUCCGUAUUUUACCGUACAUUCGACAAAGCAUUGAAUACACUACCACUCAAAAGUUUAGCACCAUACUUUGAUCAAUUUUUUGAGAGCAUUUUGAACACUGAUAAGGAUAAAUUCAUUAAUCGUCUACGUUUGCAAGUACAUGCCUUGACUAAAUUGAUUUUUGAGAGGCAACAAGAAGCUGUUAUUGAAUAUGAAUUCAGUAGGCAACAACAGGAUAAAUCAAAGGAUGAUGAUAAUGAAGAGGAUACUGCGUAUCAGCAAUCUUUCAAAAUUCCACAAAGUCUUUUGUCAAAAUUGAACGAUGAUAUUCCAGAAGACUAUCUGGAGUAUGAAAACCAGUAUGGAUUCCUCAAAUAUCUAUGGUACUGGGGUAUAACGUUGUCUUAUUUCCACGAUGUUUCCUACAACCUUCGUCAACUGUACAUUGACCAAUUAAGGAGAGAAGACCUAUUGACUAAAGUGUUAGACUUUUUAGCCGAUCAAAUUGAUUUGCAGGACACUAAAUUCUGGGCAGACGCCGGCUCUCAAGUGAUUCUAAAUUACGAAAUUACCGAAAAUGGGUAUUCGCCUUACAAACAUGAUAUUUUCGUGGAGUGUAAGCAACUAUUGGGUCAUUUCAUGUAUGAUCUUUUCAACAAUAUCGGUUCUUUGUCGAGUAGUUGGUGGUUAAACAUCAAGGAUAAGUCCUUGCAAUUGAAAAUUGAGAAAUUUGUGUCGAAUUUUAUUUCUCCAAUUUCCAUCAAUCAUGAAUUGGAAAACGUCGAGUCUAAGAUUGAACGUCUCACAGCUAAGGACGAUUCUUUAACAAUUAAAAUCAAUAAAGUGACUAAUGAAGUGAAAGCAAGCUAUUUGAUUGAUGAGCAAAAGUUGGAACUGUCCUUUAAACUUCCUUCCCAUUACCCUCUAACUAACGUCCAAGUGAUUGGUGUCUCUCGUGUGGGUAUUAGUGAACAGAAGUGGAAACAAUGGAUCAUGUCCACUCAGCGUGUCAUUACUGGUAUGAAUGGUUCUGUUGCAGAUUCUUUAGAGCUUUUCACCAAGAAUGUCAAUUUACAGUUCUCUGGAUUUGAAGAGUGUGCCAUCUGUUACUCUAUUUUGCAUGCUGUGGAUAGGAAAUUGCCUACGAAGACCUGCCCCACUUGUAAUAACAAGUUCCACGGUUCAUGUCUUUACAAAUGGUUCAGAUCCUCAGGUAACAAUACCUGUCCUCUGUGCCGUGGGGAGAUUCCAUUCAGAAGAUAA
This is a messenger RNA of Zygosaccharomyces rouxii, 4668 nucleotides long. It is a transcript of the gene RKR1, whose product is annotated as ubiquitin-protein ligase RKR1. The record is from RefSeq and is a predicted model, not a curated record. The transcript has a single exon. The coding region runs from base 1 to 4668 and encodes 1555 amino acids. Gene Ontology annotation, molecular function: ubiquitin protein ligase activity; zinc ion binding; ribosomal large subunit binding. Gene Ontology annotation, biological process: rescue of stalled cytosolic ribosome; ribosome-associated ubiquitin-dependent protein catabolic process. NCBI's taxonomy places the organism in Eukaryota, Fungi, Ascomycota, Saccharomycetes, Saccharomycetales, Saccharomycetaceae. Gene Ontology annotation, cellular component: RQC complex; cytosol.